Messenger RNA from Puccinia graminis f. sp. tritici CRL 75-36-700-3, 5148 nucleotides. Its product is annotated as DNA topoisomerase II. The record is from RefSeq and is a predicted model, not a curated record. The coding region runs from base 187 to 5028 and encodes 1613 amino acids. Lineage: Eukaryota; Fungi; Basidiomycota; Pucciniomycetes; Pucciniales; Pucciniaceae. Gene Ontology annotation, cellular component: nucleus. Gene Ontology annotation, molecular function: DNA binding; ATP binding; DNA topoisomerase type II (double strand cut, ATP-hydrolyzing) activity. Gene Ontology annotation, biological process: resolution of meiotic recombination intermediates; DNA topological change; sister chromatid segregation. The transcript has 20 exons.
CCAGACGCGUCGGAUUCCACCAACAACAAGAUCAUCAACAUCAUCCUCCAACGAUUCAGAUAUCAACUCAUCAAACUCCAGCCAAUCGGACUACCACCGUAUCAUCCCUCGAUCAGAACACUCCACCAGUCUUCAGCGCCGUCAAUUAGAGUACACCAUCACUUUUCAUCUCGGGCUCUUAACAAGAUGUCCUCAGAUGAAAGCGAGGAUUUCAAUGUGGCAAACGAUGAUAACUCGGGGUCAGACUUUGGCGAAAUCUCUUUACCCAAAUCCAAAGCAAAACCCAAGGCUGCCGCUAAGCCCAAGCCAACUUCCAAGACUACCAAAGCUGCCCCUAAACCAAAGCCAACCGCUGCGAAAAGCAAAUCCAAACCCUUAACCGAUCGAGAUGAAAACCAGGCAGAUUCUGAUAAUAAUUCCGAAGCUGGAGAUGUCUUGACCGAACUUCCUACCUCAAAGCCCCCUACUACCACUAACGGCCCGGCUGGAUCUAAAAAAAAGACAGCCAGUGAGACCUACCAGAAAUUGUCUCAAUUGGAACAUGUUCUCAAGAGACCUGAUACGUAUAUAGGAAGUGUCGAAGCUAUUCGACAAUUCAUGUGGAUUUUCGAUAAAGAGAAGAAAACGAUGGUCAACAAGGAGAUUUCAUUUGUCCCUGGACUCUACAAAAUUGUCGACGAAAUCCUUGUCAAUGCGGCUGACAAUAAGCAACGUGACGAUAGUAUGGAUACCCUCAAAGUUACUAUCGACUCUGAGAAAAACAUCAUCUCGGUUAUGAACAACGGAAAGGGGAUUCCCAUCGAGAUCCACGAGACUGAGCAGAUUUAUAUACCCGAGCUCAUUUUUGGACAUCUUCUGGCCGGAAGUAACUUUGAUGAUGAAGAGAAAAAGACGACGGGUGGUAGGAAUGGUUAUGGAGCGAAACUUGCGAACAUUUAUUCAACCGAAUUCAUUGUUGAGGCUGCCGACAAACAAACAGCCAAAAAGUACAAGCAAAUCUUCAAAAACAAUAUGUCGGUUAAAGAGAAGCCGAAAAUCACCGACAAUAAGAAAGGGGAAGAAUAUACUAAAAUUUCGUUCAAACCUGAUCUAGUCAAAUUUAAUCUACCGGCUGAGAACGGGCUUGCAGGAGAUAUGGAAGCCUUGAUAAGUAAACGUGUUUAUGAUAUGGCCGGAACUCUGAGGAAUGUGAAAGUGUGGCUGAAUGACGAGAGAAUUAAGCUCACGGGAUUCAAGAAAUAUGUGGAAAUGUAUACGAGCGGAGUUAAUGAAGCCAUCAAAGGGUCCGCAGCCAAAGCUCUUGAGGCUCCCGGAUCCCCUGGUAAUGGUGCGACGAAAACACCGAUCAUAUAUGAAGAAUGUGGCAAGCGAUGGGAAAUUGCGUUUGCACCUUCAGAUGGACAAUUCCAACAGGUGUCCUUCUGUAACUCGAUCGCGACCACAAAAGGCGGUACUCAUGUGGAACACAUCGUCAAACAAUUGGUCGAAAAAAUCAUCGAAUCCGUUAACAAGAAGAAAGCUAAACUGACCCUCAAACCCUAUCAAGUCAGAAACCACCUCUGGGUCUUCGUCAACUGUUUAAUCGAAAAUCCGACGUUUGAUAGUCAGACCAAAGAGAAUAUGACCUUGGGAAUGAGCAAAUUUGGGAGCAAGUGUGUGAUGACCGAAGAGUUUAUGAAAAAAGUGAUGAAGUCGGGAGUAAUCGACAGUGUAAUGGAUUUUGCAAAGUUUAAAGAAGAAGCUGCUCUGAAGAAAACCGAUGGAUCAAAGCGAUCUCGAAUCACCGGUAUUGUCAAACUAGAAGAUGCCAACAAUGCGGGGACUAGGAAGGCGGCAGAUUGUACGUUAAUCUUGACGGAGGGAGACUCUGCCAAAUCUUUAGCUGUUGCUGGUCUCUCCGUCAUUGGACGCGAUAACUACGGCGUCUUUCCGCUCCGCGGUAAACUGCUCAACGUCCGUGAGGCUAGUGGUGCUCAGCUUCUGAACAAUGCUGAAAUUCAACAUAUCAAACAAAUCAUGGGCCUUCAACAAGGCAAGAAAUACGCUAGUAGGGACUCGCUUCGAUACGGCAGCUUGAUGAUCAUGACCGAUCAGGAUCACGAUGGCUCUCACAUUAAAGGCUUAAUCAUCAACUUUCUCGACUAUUUCUUCCCUUCUCUUUUGGAAAUUCCUGGUUUCUUAGUCGAAUUUAUCACACCAAUCGUGAAGGUUACCAGAAAGAAAGAGGAACUUUCUUUCUUCACUAUGCCAGAGUUUGAGAAAUGGAAAGAAGAGAACGACGACGGACGUGGCUGGACUAGCAAGUACUACAAAGGAUUGGGUACAAGUGAUGCAAAAGACGCCAAGAAAUACUUCAGUCGGAUGUCCUCUCAUAGAAUCAAGUUCGCCCCUACUCAAGAGAAUGAUCGUCACUUGAUCGAUAUGGCAUUCAACAAGAAAAAGGCUGAUGAUCGGAAGGAGUGGCUCAGAGGCUUCGAGCCUGGUACUCAUCUCGAUCAAAAUGUUUCGCAAAUUACUUACACGGAGUUUAUCAACAAAGAGCUCAUCUUGUUUUCGAUGGCAGAUAACAUCCGUUCGAUUCCAUCAAUGGUAGAUGGAUUCAAGCCGGGACAGAGGAAAGUAUUGUUUGCAUGCUUCAAGCGAAAACUGAAGGCUGAAAUCAAGGUCGCGCAGUUGGGAGGUUACUGUUCCGAACAUUCGGCAUACCACCAUGGAGAAGCAAGUUUAACCCAAACGAUCGUAGGUCUUGCUCAAAACUUUGUCGGAAGUAACAACAUCAACGUCCUUUCGCCGAAUGGACAAUUCGGUACACGUGCCUCAGGUGGUAAAGAUGCGGCCUCUGCAAGGUAUAUUUUUACUAACGUUGAGAAAAUCACUCGAGUCAUCUUCCCGCCGGCGGAUGAUAAUGUGCUCAACUACUUGACCGACGAUGGCACCCAAAUCGAGCCCGAAUGGUACAUCCCUAUCCUGCCCAUGGUCCUUGUCAACGGCUCCAGCGGGAUCGGAACCGGCUGGAGUUCGGAUAUCCCGAACUAUAAUCCGGUUGAUAUCGUCAAUAACUUGCGUCGUCGCUUGGCCAACGAACCUAUGGAACCCAUGCAUCCUUGGUUCAGGGGGUUCACUGGUCAAAUCACCUCAGAAGCUCCCGGUAAAUAUAAGGUCUUGGGUGAAUGGGAUCAGCCUGAUGAGGAUACUAUCGAAAUCACGGAGCUGCCCGUUCGCGUUUGGAAUCAAUCUUACAAAGAACAAAUCGAAGCUUGGAUCAAUUCGACCGACAAAAUCCCUGCAUUGGUCAAGGAUUAUCGGGAAUACCAUACCGAGACGACGGUACACUUCAUCAUCUCCUUGACCGAAAGAGGCAAAGAUGCUAUCAAGAAAGAAGGCAUCGAGAAAGUGUUCAAGUUAUCUGCCAAUCUCUCGAUCACUAAUAUGGUCUGCUUUGAUCCAUCUGGGAAAAUCAAGAAAUAUUCGACCCCAGAGCAAAUCUUGGAUGACUUCUAUGAUGUUCGAUUGGCCUAUUACCAAAAGCGAAAAGAAUAUCUCGUGAACGAUCUGACGUUGAUGUACGAACGAUUAUCGAAUCAAGCGAGAUUUGUACUGAUGAUCAUCGAGAAGAAGCUCGUCGUUAGCAACCGAAAGAAAGCUGAAAUUGUAGCUGAACUAAGAAAGCUAGAGUUCCGGCCAUUCCCCGUCAAGGCCAAACCGAAGACGGCUGGUGAUCCUGAUCAAGCAGACGAAGAGGGUGUUGAGGAAGAGGAAGUCGCUGACCUCAAGGCGGCAGGUACCGCUGGUGAUUUUGAUUACCUCUUGGGAAUGGCCAUCUCUCGUCUGACGGCCGAACAAGUCGCUAAGCUCUUGGCGGAACGAGACGACAAGGAGAAGGAGCUUCAGAUCUUACUCGAGAAAACUGCGGAAGACUUAUGGCAUGCCGAUCUUGAUCUCUUUGAACAAGAGUGGAGGCGCAUCAUGACUUCCGAUAAUGACUCCCGUCGAGCAAGCAUCAAGAAGGUUAAACCUCUUGGAUUCAAACCCUCCAAUGCUGCCAAGGGCAAAGGGAAAAAACCAGCGGCUAAGGUUGAACUCAAUAGUGACGGAGAAGAGGAUUUCAAGCCAAAUAUAGAUAAAAAACCGGCCAAACCGAAAGCGGGAACUCAAUCAAAGCUGGACUUCAAGCCAGUCACCGGAGCUGCAGCCAAGCCCGAGUCGACUGAAGAAUCUAAACCGGGAAAGCCAAGUGGCUCUCUUCAAGCAUCAACAACCACCAAAAAAACUAAGCGGGAUGCGUCAGAGUUGGACGAUGAUCAGAAGCAAACCAGUAAGGCUCCUGCAAAGAAGAAGAAAGCAGCAUCUGUUAAAUCAGAUGACUAUAGCGAAGAUGACUUCGAAAUUUCGGUCAAGUCCAAGCCGACGACCAAGCCCGUUAAGUCCAGUGGGAGCACCAGUCAGGUGAGCAAGGAAGACGAGGCAGAGAGCAAGGCGAAGAAGAAGCCGGCCCCGAAGACGACGGCGACGGCGACCAAGAAGCUCACGAAGCCAGCAUCAUCUAGCUCGAAGGCCACCAAGGCCAAGCCAGCCAGUAAUCCAAGGAAACGCGCCAAAAUGAUCUCGGAUGAUGAUGAUGACGAUAGUGGUGAUUCAGACAUCAGGAAACUGGCCUUGGCCAAUGAUGACGAUGAUGAUUCCCAAGAGGAGGCGGAAGAAGAAGACGAUGAGGAUGAUGAUGAUGACUCGGUGGUGGUCGCUAAGCCGUCAAAGAAGACCGUCCCGGCGCCCAAGAAAAGAGUCGUCUCUGGCUCCUCAACCGUCGCUUCUAAGAAACCCUCUAGUAGUAGUACUAAGCCUGCUCCAAAGAAGAAGGAUGAUGAUGAUGAUGAGGAGGAGGAGGAGGAGGUUGCCCCCAUUCGGCGGCCUGCUAGGGCCACGAAGACGCGGCCGAAGAGCUAUAAGUUGAAAGCCAUCAGCUCUGAUGAGGAUGACGAUAACGAUAGUGGGAGUCAGUUCAAAGGAGACGACGACGACGAUGAAUAAAUCAUUCAGUUCAUUGCAUCGGGCUCUUUUCUCUCUUCUUCUGGAUUUUCUUUCUUUCAUUUUUUAGAGGCUUAUUGGGAUCGAUAUCUUUGUUCGUGCUUACAUAUUAUUAAUGUCACU